Messenger RNA from Triticum aestivum (bread wheat), 1282 nucleotides. Its product is annotated as two-component response regulator ORR4. The record is from RefSeq and is a predicted model, not a curated record. Gene Ontology annotation, biological process: phosphorelay signal transduction system; cytokinin-activated signaling pathway. The transcript is spliced from 6 exons. The coding region runs from base 316 to 741 and encodes 141 amino acids. NCBI's taxonomy places the organism in Eukaryota, Viridiplantae, Streptophyta, Magnoliopsida, Poales, Poaceae.
CCCCCCCCCCCCCCCCCCCUGCCCGGCCGCACCCACCUCCGGUGCUGCCAUGGUGUGAAUGAAUGAUGUCCUCCGCCCUGCCUAUAUCCCUCCCUCACACCCUGAGAUGCCGCAUUAGUCACCAAAAAGCAGCGCUCCCCCGUAUCCCCUCCAACCCUCUCCCCCACGGCGGCGCCGGCGGCGACGGAGAGACCUGCGAGAUUUCCCUCCGCCUCCUCCAUCUGCUCUGCUGCCUGAGCGCGAGGAGAGGGAGACAGAUUGGGAGGGCCUCCGUGUGGACUGCUUGCCUCCUGCUUCUUGCUCCGCCCGCGCGCCAUGACGGUGGUCGACACUGAGACCCGUUUCCACGUCCUCGCCGUGGACGACGGCGUCAUCGACCGGAAGCUCAUCGAGAUGCUGCUCAGGACCUCCUCCUACCAAGUCACCACAUUGGACUCCGGGAGCAAGGCGCUGGAGGUCCUGGGAUUGAGAGACGAGGGGGACUCAUCCUCCUCCUCACCCCCUUCCUCCUCCGCCCCUGACCACCACCAGGAGGUGGGCGUGAAUUUGAUCAUCACUGACUAUUGCAUGCCUGGCAUGGCAGGAUACGAUCUGCUGAGGAGGGUCAAGGGGUCAUCUUCAUUGAAGGACAUUCCAGUGGUGAUCAUGUCGUCUGAGAAUGUGCCUGCCAGGAUCAGCAGGAGGAUGCCCGAGCUGACCAGGAGGACACCCUUCUGCACCUCAGCCACCACACAAGGUUAACACCUGGAGAGGCUCGAGCUAUGAGCAGCGAGCUGUUACUGUUGUCGCCGUAUGCUCCAGCGGUGAAACCUCCGUCGAUUCCCUCCAUGGCCACUACCACUACCCUAGCUACCGCCGCCGACGGAACCACCACCAUAUUCUCGCUCGGCCAAGACUAGCUCCUUGAGAUCUUCCUCCGCCUGCCGAGCCUGCCGGCCCUCGUCUGCGCCACACUCACUUGCCGCUCGUGGCUCGGCGCCGUCCGCUCCUCCCGCUCCUUCCGCAACCUCUUCCGCGCCCUCCACCCGGCGCCCCUCAUCGGGAUCUUCCUCGAUGUCGAUGAAGGAAAUGUCCGCUUGUUCACCCCCUUCAGCCGCUCAGAUCCCAGCGUCAAUAAGGACAUUACACUGGCAGAUUAGCACAAUUUUUCCUUUUCAUUUUUUUUAUUAUUGGAAUGAGGAUGUUAGAAUGAGGAACUGUAUGAUAGUAGAUACGGCAACAGUGUAAUAGUAUAAUCAGGAAUAACGACAUUUCCAUCACUAUUGUGUUUUCUUGAACUGUA